AUGAGUACCUUCGAAAAGACCGUUAUUAUUGAUGGCAAGGGUCAUUUGCUCGGACGUCUUGCUUCCAUCAUCGCCAAGCAAGCCCUCAAUGGUCAAAAGGUUGUCGUCGUCAGAUGUGAAGCCUUGAACGUUUCUGGUGAAUUCUUCCGUAACAAGUUGAAGUAUCACGCUUACCUCAACAAGCGUUGUCUCGUCAACCCUACUCGUGGUCCUUUCCAUUUCCGUGCUCCCUCUCGUAUCUUGUAUAAGGCCAUCCGUGGUAUGGUCCCCCACAAGACUGCUCGUGGUGCCGCUGCUUUGGAUCGUAUCAAGCUUUUCGAAGGUGUUCCUGCUCCCUAUGACCGUAUGAAGCGUAUGGUCAUUCCUGCUGCCCUCCGUGUCCUCCGUCUCAAGCCCGGACGUAAGUACACUACCAUUGGUCGUAUCUCUCACGAAGUUGGCUGGAAGUACCAAGAUGUUGUUGCCAAGCUCGAAGAGAAGCGUAAGGCCAAGUCUGCUGCUUACUACCAACGCAAGUCUGCUCUCGCUGCCAUCCAAAAGAAGGCUGUUGAGUCCAAGGCUGAUGCCCUCAAGGAUGUCAAUGCUUCCAUUGCUGCUCUCGGUUACUAA
Molecule: messenger RNA, 609 nt
Organism: Mucor velutinosus
Lineage: Eukaryota; Fungi; Mucoromycota; Mucoromycetes; Mucorales; Mucoraceae
Exons: 3
Coding region: 1-609 (202 amino acids)
Biological process (GO): translation; negative regulation of translation
Cellular component (GO): cytosolic large ribosomal subunit; ribosome
Molecular function (GO): mRNA binding; structural constituent of ribosome
Source: RefSeq, a predicted model, not a curated record